UUCUGUCUUCAAAAAAAAUUUCCUUUGGGAAUGGAUUUGAGAGAUAAUAAUUCAGCUAAAAUCAGAUUAAGUGAUGGGAGAUACUUGGCCUAUAAAGAGAGAGGUGUUCCAAAGGAGAAAUCCAAUUAUAGAAUUAUAUUUGUUCAUGGCUUUGACGGCCGCAAAGAAAGGGAUUUUCUUGCACCCCAGGAAAUGAUGAACAAGAUGGGGAUAUAUAUAGUUCAAUACGAUAGAGCUGGAUACGGGGAAAGUGAUCCAAACCCAAAACGAUCCCUAAGGAGUGAAGCAUCUGACAUUGAGGAAUUGGCUGAUCACUUGCAAUUAGGAUCAAAGUUCUAUAUUAUUUGUAGCUCAAUGGGAUGUUACCCAACUUGGAGUUGCAUCAAACACAUUCCCAACAGGUUAGCAGGGGUAGCGUUUGUUGUUCCCAUUGUGAAUUACCAAUGGCCAUCCCUUCCUCACAAUCUCACAAAGGAUGAUCAAAGGAAGAAAAACUAUUGGUGGAUGACUAUGACUGCUAAAUAUGUUCCUAAAUUACUACAGUGGUGGGCGAUUCGAAAAACUUCUUCUACCAAUGAUCCAAAAACUACAUACUUUACUUCCAAGGAUUUAGAGAUUAUAAAGAAUAUACCAGGAUUUCAGGGUUUUAGUCCGGUAAAAUAUCACUUAAAUUCGCAGUUAUCUCAAUGUUUUCUGUACUAUUUUUUAUAUAUGUCCAAAUUGUCUUUUACAUUGUGAAGGGAACCUUGGAGCAACGGUAAAAUUGUCUCCGUGUGACCUAUAGGUCACGGGUUCGAGCCGUGGAAACAGCCACUAAUGCCUACAUUAGUUAGGUUAUCUACAUCAUAUCCCUUGGGGUGCUGCAUUAGGUUAGGCUGUCUACAUCACGUCCCUUAAAGUGCGACUGCCUUUCCCCGGACCCUACGUGAAUGCAGGAUGUUUUGUGCACCGAGCUGCCCUUUUUAAUGCCAAAUUGGACUUAGAUGCAUAAAUCAUCUUAAAUAUAACUUCUGGAGAGUAAGGUGGGAUUUUCUACUUGCCAUGGUACAGGAAAAACUAAGGAACAGAAGUGUUUUCAACAAUCUUUGCAGUGAUUUCCUUGUGGCUUUUAGUAGGUGGGAUUUUGAUCCUUUGGAGCUAAGCAAUCCUUUUCCAGAAAAUGGUCAGAGUUGUGUUCACAUUUGGCAAGGCAGUGAGGAUAAAGUUAUUAAUCUAAAACUACAAAGGCAUAUUGCAAACAGGUUACCUUGGAUUCAAUAUCACGAAGUUCCUAAUAACGGACAUCUAUUGAUCUAUGAUACUACUGUUUGUGAAGCCAUUUUAAGGUAUCUUUUGAUUGGAGAAACUCCACCAUCUUAUCCAACUAAGUCAUAGUUUAUAGUCAUCACUGUCGCAUGACCAAGAGGUCACGGGUUCAAGCUGUGAAAACAGCCUCUGCUGCAUACUAUAGGCCCUUGUGGUCCGGCCCUUCCCCGGACCUCGCGCAUAGCGGGAGCUUAGUGCACCGGGCUGCCCUUUUUACUGUCACAUAACCAUGUUCAGAUGUUUACAUAUUGAAUUUCCUUUUUUUGCCCUUUUUGUACUUAUCGGAUGAUGUAUUUCAUAAUGUGACAUGUUACAAAAAAAAAAAUUAAAACAAAACACUGCUUUUAGCUAUAAUAGCACUUCAAUGCCAGUGUUCCUAUAGCAUGAUACCAACAUCUGUGAUAAUGUUCCUUCCUAAU
Molecule: messenger RNA, 1724 nt
Organism: Nicotiana tabacum (common tobacco)
Lineage: Eukaryota; Viridiplantae; Streptophyta; Magnoliopsida; Solanales; Solanaceae
Source: RefSeq, a predicted model, not a curated record